CCGAGCCUGAGCUGAGCUGAAUUCUCAACAAGAUGGCAAAGUUUCUCCCGUUUCUUGCAGUGUUAUUCGCCUAUUUUGUACCAUCGCGUAGUAUACAGGUAAACCCAGUCAUACAGGAGGAGCAACUGUUAUGGAUAUCUGGCGAGGAUAAUGUGGGCAUCUAUCGUAUCCCUCUACUGACGUACACCCCUAAAGGUGACCUGCUAGCGAUCUGUGAAGCCCGUAAAAAUGGCGGAGGAGAUGCAGGACCGAAGUUUCUGGCCACAAGGAGAUCAAAGGACAAAGGCCAAACCUGGUUGCCAGAGAAGUUUAUCCUGAACGAUGGACCAGUCGUCGACGGCCUGAAUCUGGGCGUGGUCUUGGUGGACGACAUGACUUCGACCAUCUUCAUCUUCUACCAGGUGUGUGGGCAUUACGUCCAGUGCAACAUCUCAACCCAGUACUACAUCAAGAGUACUGACGAUGGCAUUACCUGGACGCAGCCCUACAACGUCUCCAAACAGGUCGGUACCAAGAUGUUUGCUGGUGGUCCUGGCUAUGGAAUUCAGAAAAAGCAUGCACCUCAUAUAGGAAGGCUGAUCCUGUGUGGUCAUAGCACAUUGCCUGGUGACGGCCUGUUUUGCCUGCUCAGUGAUGACCAUGGGGACACCUGGAGAUAUGGUGGAAGUAUCAAGAGCAUUCCUUACAACACCAACAAGAUCAAAGGAGACUUUGUACCAGAUGAAUGCCAGCCUUUGGAACUGCCCGAUGGCUCCAUAAUGGUCAACGUAAGGAACCAAUACCAGUACCAUUGCCACUGUCGAAUGGUCGUCAUGAGCUACGAUGGAGCGGAUUCUUUCAAGACGGAUGACCUUCGGUUUGACACGACCCUCGUUGACCCCACUGUAGCGGCUUCUAUUCUUUAUCACCAUGGAGUCCUCUUCUUCAGCAAUCCAGAGGAUGAUUUACAUAGAAUCAACCUGACACUGCGUUGGAGCUACGACAACGGGACAACCUGGGCUAGCGCCCUCUCAGUCUGGCCUAAGGCUAGUGGUUACAGCACCAUGAUGGCUAUCCCAAAUAACCUUCAAGAGAGCAAGUAUAUCUAUAUCUUGUAUGAGAAGGGACAGAAAUCCGCAACAGAGACCCUCUCUCUUGCUAAAAUAAGCAUAACGGGAGAUUUGUAGUGACAGUUUUCCCCAAGAUGUCUAUCUGAAUGGUGUAAUUACAUGAAUGUUGUUUUGUUGUGAUUGAGAAAGUGAUAUAUUCAGAUUAUAUUUUCAGGUAUAUUUUCUUGAUUGUGACAAAAUUUGAUUCAAAUGUUUAAGGCUUGCUGGGGAAGUUCCAUUGUACUGAAAAUACAGUUUCUGGCUUGCACCCAGUAAAUAGGGUCGCAUUGAUCAAUUUCAGUUGUUGGAACCAGCAGGAUUUGAACCUCAGAUCUACUGAUUGCUGGUCAGUGACCUUACCACCAGGCCAUCACUGGUCUGCCGUACAGUCACUAUGAAAUGAGAACAAAUACACUC
Lytechinus variegatus (green sea urchin) is the source of this 1505-nucleotide messenger RNA. It is a transcript of the gene neu1, whose product is annotated as sialidase-1-like. The transcript is spliced from 6 exons. Gene Ontology annotation, cellular component: lysosome; membrane; cytoplasm. The record is from RefSeq and is a predicted model, not a curated record. The coding region runs from base 33 to 1166 and encodes 377 amino acids. Gene Ontology annotation, biological process: oligosaccharide catabolic process; ganglioside catabolic process. Gene Ontology annotation, molecular function: exo-alpha-sialidase activity. NCBI's taxonomy places the organism in Eukaryota, Metazoa, Echinodermata, Echinoidea, Temnopleuroida, Toxopneustidae.